GGGACAAAAGGGACAAGGAUGACACCGAUAUUGAUGGUCCUAGAUUGAUGAAAAGUGGCACAUCGCAAUUAGGCGCAACAAAGAUGGAUGAAGAGGAGGUUCACAUCGCGGUCGGAAAGAACUUCAGAAAAGAGAAGGCUAACAUACUGUGGGCUACUGCUAAAUUCCCAAGGGCCACAAUCGUUCUUCUCAAUGUUCACUGGCCAUCCAAGUGGAUGCCCUUCAUGGGUGGCAAGCUGCUAUACAAGUUUGCAGAUGAAAAGGAGAAGGAGAUGCACAGAGGCAGAGAGACGGAGGCAAUGGUCAGGAUGUUAUCACAAUACAAAAGCCUGUGUGAUACAAGAGAGGUUAGGGCACAUUACAUUACACACGAUGAUAUUCUUGCUGGUCUUGUGAACCUGGUAAAGAAACUCAAAAUUAAGAGAAUCGUCAUUGGCUCAAGUGACUAUUUGAUGGAUGAGAUCAUUCUUAAGUGCAGUAAUGAUCAUCUGAGGCAUACGGGAAGCAUUGGAUAUGGGGGGAGCUCUGAACUGUUGGCAUCUAUACAUGAGCUGAGUGAUGAAUCUGAUGGAUACAUAACACCACAAAGUGAUUUUGCAGAUGAUAUCAUGGAUGGGGAUGGGAUGAUUCAGAUGGAUGGUGCUGAUCAGUCCGCAAAGGAAGCUGAACAAGGCAUUGAUGAAGCAAAUGAGGUGGAAAUUUUCCCGGAAGAGGGCGGUGAUGAACCUGAUGAGAUACAGAGUUCCAUAUGUAUAUCUGAAAAAACUGCAAAAUUGAUGGAGGAAAUGGAGGAACUCCAAAGGAGAUUACAAGAUCUGCAGGAUGAGGGUCAUAAUCAUGAAGAAAACAUCUUGUCACCCAGGGAAAAGAAUGAUUUGCUGAGAGAGAGAACCUUAUCGAAAAAAAGAUACCCAGAGCUGAAAAUUCCAGAUCACAUUGCUGAAUUUCCCAUGCCGCGUAUUGCGAAAGCGACCAACAAUUUCUACUCGCAAAAUCUCAUAGGAGAAGGAGGCUAUGGCCCAGUGUACAAAGGAAGACUAGGUGGUGUCACUGUGGCUAUCAAGUUGUUGAGACCCCAUGGUAAAAUCCAUGGUAGACAAGGUUUCCCAGAGUUUCAGCAGGAGGUUGUAGUGCUGAGCAGAAUCGAGCACCCACACAUCGUGAAGCUGAUCGGUGUGUGCCAGGAAUCAUGCGCCCUCGUUUACGAGCACCUCCCAAACGGCACGCUCAUGGAUGGGCUCUCCAAGGGGCUCCCCUGGAGGGACCGCAUCAGGAUCCUCGCCGAGCAGCGGUCCGCGCUGGCGCACCUCCACUCCAGCCGCCCCCACGCCAUCAUCCAUGCGGACCUGAAGCUGACGAACAUCCUCCUUGAUGGCGGGAACUCGAGCAGACUAGGGGACUUUGGCACCGCGCGCGUCGUACAGAUGAAGCCGCUGGAGGAGGACACCAUCUGCCGGCGGACGAACCCGAUGGGCACGAUGGGGUACAUGGACCCCGUGUUCUUCACGACCGGCGAGCUCACCGCGGAGUCGGACGUGUACGCGUUCGGCGUGGUGAUCCUGCAGGUGCUCACAGGGCUGCUCGACCUCAACAUCGCUGAGCAGGUCCAGGAGGCGGUGAAGAUGGACGCCGUGCACGGCCUGCUGGACGCAUCCGCUGGGAACUGGCCCGGGGUGCAGGCAGAGCGGCUGGUGAGGCUGGCGCUGAGGUGCUGCAACAUGGAGCGGAAGCGGCGGCCGACCAUCACAUCCGACGCCGACUGGAGACCACUGGACAUCCUGCGGACCAUGGCGACUGGAAGUAAAUCCCGGAAAUGGAGUCAGGGCAGCUGA
Messenger RNA from Lolium rigidum, 1832 nucleotides. Its product is annotated as U-box domain-containing protein 33-like. Gene Ontology annotation, molecular function: ATP binding; protein kinase activity. Bases 48 to 1832 code for a protein of 594 amino acids. The record is from RefSeq and is a predicted model, not a curated record. Gene Ontology annotation, biological process: protein phosphorylation. Lineage: Eukaryota; Viridiplantae; Streptophyta; Magnoliopsida; Poales; Poaceae. The transcript has 9 exons.